Molecule: messenger RNA, 547 nt
Organism: Sardina pilchardus (European sardine)
Lineage: Eukaryota; Metazoa; Chordata; Actinopteri; Clupeiformes; Clupeidae
Product: histone acetyltransferase KAT6A-like
Exons: 2
Coding region: 143-547 (134 amino acids)
Source: RefSeq, a predicted model, not a curated record
CUCCUCUCCCUCUGUGAGCUGCGGAGCCCAGUGUGUUUGAAUAGACUAGAUCUCCCCCUGGUGGCGGUGCGCAGUAACGACAGCUGGCUCUCGCCCCUCUGUGUGUGUGUGUGCCCACAGGGAGCCCGUAGGGGCUGAGGCCAUGCAUGCCGGGUCUGAGAGGUCCCAAACUCUGCUUUACCCCCCGGGCAAGACCGGCUCCAAGGAAGGGGUCAACAACAACAACAACUCCAGACCCCGGAGGAAAACAGAUGUGAGUAGCUCUCAGACCCAGCAGCCGUGCGUGUCUGAGGCCCCUGCGCAGGAGACCCCCCCGCCUGCGGACCCCAGCCGCCCCCCCGAGGAGAAGAGGAGGCCGAGGGGGGCGAGGAUGAGGAUCCCGCUGGCGCUGUGGGAGAGGAGGAAGGCCCCCCGCCGUCAGCUCUCGGCCCUGCUGCCCCUGUCCCUGCCCCGGCCGCGGCCCCCGCCACAACAGCCCCCCGAGGAGCGCAAGGCCCUGCUGGCCAGCAUGGACCCUCACCGGCCCGACUACGGAGCCCUGCUCUGA